This is a messenger RNA of Monopterus albus (swamp eel), 4813 nucleotides long. It is a transcript of the gene smtna, whose product is annotated as smoothelin a. Lineage: Eukaryota; Metazoa; Chordata; Actinopteri; Synbranchiformes; Synbranchidae. The transcript is spliced from 9 exons. The record is from RefSeq and is a predicted model, not a curated record. Gene Ontology annotation, molecular function: protein binding. The coding region runs from base 3296 to 4066 and encodes 256 amino acids.
UUAUUGUUAUUUUUAACUUUCUCAUUGUGCCAUUUUGUUUCUCCUCUGGUCACAGAAGACUGGAGUCUACAGAGAGGAAGAGAGUGCCUGUCUAAAUUCUCUCCUUGAUCUGUAAAUCACUCAUACAUAGCCUAUAGCAGUAUAUGCAUGCAUGAGCACACUGAACUGUUUGGUACCUGAUGAGGUAUUCACACUGUCACUCAUACUGCUCCACUGUGAAGAUGUUCUCAUUUACAGAGGGCUGUAAUGUUUCAGGUGGCUGUCGUGGAUAUUGUCGGCUGCAGACAAGAUCGUGUAACAUUGAGAAGGGUGAGGCUUAGCGAGCACUCUGCCUCAAAUCUUAAAGGGCACAAUUUGUAUUACAUAUAUUGUAUAUUAAUAGUACUGUUACCUGACAUCCACCUGGCCCUGUCCUGGUGAGGCACCGGGUGGGUUGGCAGCUCUUUUUUUUGUUGGUUUGUGAAGUGGGAAGCUUGCUAAGUAAGGACACUGCAGUUGUUGCGAGGGCUAAAAGUCUUAGUCUUGCGGACAAAGCCAACAUUUCUGUGCAAUGAGAUGCGUCUUGUCCUCUACUGAAGCACAUUUUAAUAAGAGGCCGGAGUUCUGUUUUCUUGGUUUGGCUUCCCACAUAAGGUCUAGAUUUUUGUCUCCCAACUGCUUGAAAAGAUGGUCUCUCUGUGGAAUUAGGCCAAUUAUUUCCAACUUUUACAACAGUGCGCUCACUCUGUACCUUGAUAAUUAGGUUCACAGGUUCUCUAAGGAGUGUCACUCAACUUUAGCUGUCUUGUCCCUGUGGAAAAGAUGAGGAAAAAGAAUACUGAGCUUUCCUCUGAGGUUGCGUCUAACCAGUCUGUUAAUUAAUAAUUUUUCCUUUUUGUGGAUGAUAUUUUUAUAGCCAUCCUUUGGUGGACGGUGUUAUAUUUUGUCUCAUUAUAUGAUUGCAUUUUCUUUUGUGGCAACAUAUUUUAUUCCCUGUUUAAUACUUAUGUGGAAAAAAUAUUUAUUUUUGAAUGACCAUAGCAGCCACUGGCUUUGUAAUGCUGUAGAUGUGUGUCCUCAGGUGUCCUGCACAUGUGUCGAUGGUGUAUGUCUCUUUUAUAGGUCUGGUGUACAGAGCAGAACACUGCAAGCCGCUGCUCCUCCUCAAAAGUUUCUGAAAUGAUCUGGGAUGUCUGUCAGACUCCCUCCUGUGGGUGUGGUAUGCCCUUUGUUUACAUUGAAAGGCUUUUUAAUCACACUAUACACAUACAGUUUGAUCUCUCACACAGUGACCCAACAAACAAAGCCAUACAUCAAGGUUUCCAGAAGCAUCUUCUGCAUAUUUUGCCAUAAGAGUAAUAGCAGGUAAGAUUGUGUAUUUAAUAUUUCCUCAAUAUUUCAAGCGCACCAUUCAUACAUUUGUAUUGUCCUGAAUAAUAGAUGCUUCUAAUAAAGCAACAAGAUAAUUGAAAAUAGUGCAAUAUGGAUACCAGCAGUUUGAAAAUGGCUUUGUUUGUCAUUAAAUCUGAUCAUUUAAGAGUUUUUACAUAAUUGAAUAGUUAAACGGGACGUAUUAUGCCCUUGUGUUCGUUGAUGAUUAAUUAUUGGCCAGAGCUCAAGCAGCUUUUUAUCAGCUAAAGUAAAACUGCGGCAUGUGAAUUAUGACUUUUAUUGCUCGGUAGACUAAUUUGAUCACAGAGAUAACAGAGAUACAUUUUCUUGUGUUGAGCUACGAGCAGAGCAGCUUCUUCACUCUUAUUUUAGUUUUAUACUCUGAGUUAAUCUCUCACCGCCUCGUGUCAAUUGGGCAGGUGUGGCUGCUUGUUGUCUUGGAUGUCGUGCCGAUUAAACUUUGAAAAUUUAGCAACAGUUAAACAAAGAUGCAGCCUUCAAAGCCUCUGGCUCCUGUGCACAUACUGGUUUUGGUUGUUUGCAAAGCUACUUUGAUGCAACUAGUUAAUUUAUUUUUAUGCAUUUUAUAGUUAUAUAUGGCUGGUUUAAACUACUGUAUAAUGGUUUAAGAUUAAAAUGUUUGCCUACUGCCUUAUUUGGGCAUCCUGUGACAAGAAAGACGUAAUUUGAGUUGUAAUUUUUUAAAAUGUAUACGCUGAAUGCCAGCAGCAGCUGUAAGUGCUUCUGUUUAGGAGCAAAAAUAUGGGCAAUUCAUAUACACAUGAUCUGCAAAUACUUGAAUAAAAAUAAAGUGACUGGGACAAUGAACAGUAACCAAAGCAGACACCUCGUCACUGAGUCAGAGUUGUUGCCCACAUCACACCUACUGCACGUCCUAUUUAUAUUCUACAGUUUAUUGAAGUUUGGUUGGAUACGAACCCUCUUGAUUUUUAUGAUAAUUUUAUGCCUACGUCUGUUACGUGAACACAGUUUUCUUUGUCCCUGUUUUUUAUUAGGCCUAUUUUUAUUGUGUUAAAACAUGUUAAUAGUAACGUAUGCUUUUCCUGCCAUGACAAGUGAAAUGUCUGCUGUGGAAAAGGCCUGUUGAAGCUCAUUUUACUAUCAUAUCAUUGUGUUGUUUUUAUGAAGCAUUUAUGAGUGUUCACCAUUUGGUGGAGCAAUUUGUCUGCAUUUUGAUUUAGAUCCAUCUAUAGAUCUGCUUUAACUGUUGGACACUAGUCACAGCUUGAGCUGAAAAAAGGUUUAAAAUAGAUUUGUUUUCUUCCAGAUUUGUGUGUGCAUGCGUGCGUGCGUGCCUGCACUACUCCCUCUUAGAGACUCCUCUCCUUCUGUAAACAGAGUUCACUGGUCAGACUUUUGCCUGAAUAAGGCAGUGCUCCUCACUUUUUGUCUUGUUAACUCCUUCACCUCCCACUACACAGUUUGUCUGCAGCUCUCUCCAGAUUAAUUGUACCCAAGUGAAAUUUGUAGUUUAAAAGGUAGAGUUUGGUUGAGGGAAUGCCCCAAAAAGUUUAUCCUGACAUCAUCCAUCCAGGACACAAUGACAUGAGGAAGUCUCUCCUGGGAAUGACAGAAACAGCUGGAUAAGGACCUGGUGGGUUUCUCCCGCCUCCUCCUCCUCCUUCCUCUCUUGGGUAGUUCAUGUAAGCAAGCUCUGCUCUCUUUCCAAACAUGGAUCUUUAUAAAGCGCUGCUGUGAGAGGUGUGAUGUCAGGGCUGAGCUCUCACAACUCUGAAGUUUAAACGAGGGUUGAGGAGAGGAGAGCCCUGGACCUUAAGAAGAAGAAGAAGUUCAACGACUGCAACAAGACGUGCAAGAUUACAUCCUGAAAACAGCAGUUGUACAAAGGAGCAGGGCUAUACUAUUUAAGAGUUGUCACUGAAACCCCAAGUGUAGCUCAGACAUGGGGUCAAAAGCUGAUGGCGGAUCUGCAUCUUUGAGCAGUGAAGAACUGGCUGCUAUUGAGGAUGAAGAGGUUCUCAACAAGAUGCUGGACAGUGCAGUAGAUUUUGAAGAGAGACGAAUGAUUCGUUCUGCGUUAAGAAACCUACUUAAGAAAAAGAGAGACAAACGGGAGCAGGAACGAGGGUCGAGGCAGCAGGACUUGAGACAGCAGGGCCUGAGCAAAGGAGGAACAACAGGCGGAGCUGUAAGCACAGGCAGAGCAUCUAUGUACCAGCAGCCAUCAAUAAACAAACCCACAGGACGGUCCUCUCUGUCAGCCGCCACUCCCUUCAACAGGACAGCAGCCAGUAAGGCCAGUCCUGCUGUAACUUCAGCCCCGAUAUGUCCUCCUAGUGCUACAGCACCCAGUACUAAAAAUGUCAAACAGAUGCUUCUGGACUGGUGCAGGGCCAAAACAGAGCCAUAUGAGGGGGUGGACAUCCAUAACUUCUCCUCAAGUUGGAAAGACGGCAUAGCCUUCUGUGCCUUGGUCCACCGGUUCUUCCCUGAUGCGUUUGAGUACUCCAUCCUCAACCCGAACAAGCCCAGGGACAACUUCCAGCUGGCUUUCAGCACUGCAGAGAGGCUGGCAGGCUGCCCCCCUCUUCUGGACGCUGAUGAUUUAAUUCAGAUGGAUGAGCCCGACUGGAAGUGUGUGUACACGUACAUUCAGGAGUUCUACCGCUGCCUGGUGGAGAAAGGCCUGGUCAAAACCAAAAAGCAACCCUAGACGCUAGCUUUCAUGACCAGCUGUGAUUUCAGUCUUGGCCAGGUGUGUUGGACACGCGAGGAAUUUGUCUCUGGUACAGCUGCUCUCAAUGCAUAUGUACAUGGCCUUAUGUAAGAGAGCAGUGUAACCAAUAUAAGGCUGAGAACAGUAGUAAAGAAGUAAUGUGCAAUCAAGCAGAGGAAUGUGCCUUAGGCAUAAAAGUAAAGUACUUUUUGUGUUUUGUUUGAAACUUUUUGAGCACAUUAUGAAAGGUUUAGAUUUGCUGUGUGUAUGUGGCAUGCAUACAGUUAAAGAGGCACUUCAUCAAUGAUCCACUAAUAUUACAUGUGAAUGUUACACAUAUUCUUAUAAUGACACUUUUCUAUUCCAUAUGUUUUAUACUGUGUCUCUGGGGGGACCUUUUUUUUACUGUAACUGUCUGAAAACUAUCCUAUGAUGUCAUUAGGAGUAUUUCAUCUUAGGCUACUACCUGGGUUACUAACACUGGGCAUGGACUUUAAAAUACACGAGGCAUUUACUAGGAGGGAGGGUCAAUUGGAGAUUUGUAAGAUGCCGAGUUUUGGGACUUUUAUCUUGACCUCUGCUCUUAUUAUGUGUCUAUUGUGAGACCCCCACUUUAUUUGUUGGAAUACUUCUGCAAUUCUGUCUUUUUUCACUUACUGAAAUCAUAUCACCUAAUUUAUUUAUCUUAAAAAGGUAACCGCACUAAAGCUACUUUCAAUAAAAACAAUCAGGCUAUCUUAAAAA